UAAGAUGGACAUGAAGGAAAUGGUUAUUGAAGUGAAUGGACUUCCAGACAACUACUCCAGUAAUGAAAUGAUCGACAAAUUAACCAUGCACUUUCUGAGGCCCAGUAACAAAGGUGGAGAGGUUUUAAUAGUGAUUUAUCCCACCUCCAACAAAGGCCAGGCUUAUGUUGUUUUUGAAGAAGAAGAAGUACCUGGGGUCUUGAAACAUAAUCAUGUUUUGGAACUGGAUAGUCAGUUUUACCCACUGGAUGUUAAAAAGAUGCAUCAGCCUAAGUUGGACAUCCCAGCUGAAGCAUUCCUCAAUGUGAAGAUGUUCUCCAGUCAGAGAAAGAUCCGAGACAUUCUUCAUAGCCACGGCUUUCAGGUGUCAGAGACCAGCUCGGGAGAGCUGCAUUUGCAAGGAACCUUUCUUAACUUAAAACGCAUCCAUCCCAAACUCAUGCGUCUUCUGGCUCAAGAAAUCCACCCUCAAAGAAGAACACCAUCGCAAUACUCUAAUGGCUUCUCGUCCGACUCUGUCUUAAGAGCUAGCUCCAGUGACUAUGACCAUAGAUCUUAUUCCACAUCGAGACACAGUCACAGCAAUGGCCACUCAGUGUAUGCUGCGGGCAGAAACACAUCUUCUGGAAUAAACUCAAGAUCCCCAGAGUCCCCAGACAGACAGGCACUCGUGCAGGCUUUCUCUCCACUGGAUGUGAGUUCAAGUGCAGAAAGUUCCUUCAGCAGUCCCACCAGGAGCUCUGAGGAUUCAAGCAUGAGCGUUCGGCAGCGGAAUCUCCCAUCUCCAAAACGGAAAACUGAGGAUUACUUACAUGUGGAUCCAGAUGUGUUUAAAUACGUAAUGCGCUUUAAGGACUCGUUUAUUGAAAAAAUAGAAUCAGAUUACCACACUAAGAUUGAUCAUGAAGAUGAUUCAGGGGUUGUUAAGGUGAAAGUCUCGGGAGGAGCCUGUGAGAAAGCAGCUAAAAAAAUUUCUGAAUUCAUGCAAGAUAUGAGCUUAUCUCUAUGUACGCAUGAAAUAGACCUAACAGAACUUGACUCCAGUCAGAAGAAACACAUUUUCCAGAAAGCAAUCUCAUUCCAAAAGAUCUACAGUGUUUUAAUUAGGCACGAAAGUGACAUUAUUAAAGUGGUGGGGUCCUCUAAAGACAGUUAUGAAGCGAAGGAAAAGCUUCUUGGACGUGAGGUUGAUCAUGCUCUACCAGGAAACUUUACAAAGAACAUUCAGCGACGCAGCAGGUCUUUACCAAGACCAAAAACAAAGGCCAGAGAGGAGAACACAGACUUAGGACAAAGUCCUGAUGCUGUGUACACUACUACUGUUAGUAGCUCCUCUGCCUCACAUUACCGAACGGAAUCUCAAUUGCAGCAAGAAGUACAACAGGAAAGAGGUCGCAAGCCCACUAAAUCCUCUACACCACGGGGCAGGGCACACAGGGCCUCUCGGUUACAACACAAAAGUCAAAGCAGAGUAAACCAAGAAGCAUCAAGUUCUCACCAGCAGGAUUUGACACCCUCUGAUGAAGUUCAGACAUCUAAACAAAAAACCCCUAAAAUAAGAUCUCCUCUUUUUUCUGGUUCUGUUGAUAAACUCAUAAAAAUUACAAAGACACGGUUUAAGAAAUGACUGAAUCCAAUGCAUCAGUACUCUAUCUUAUGGCACAGACUGAUCACAUUAAGUUAUCA
Molecule: messenger RNA, 1686 nt
Organism: Carassius carassius (crucian carp)
Lineage: Eukaryota; Metazoa; Chordata; Actinopteri; Cypriniformes; Cyprinidae
Exons: 3
Coding region: 5-1627 (540 amino acids)
Molecular function (GO): RNA binding
Source: RefSeq, a predicted model, not a curated record